Lycium barbarum (goji berry) is the source of this 714-nucleotide messenger RNA. Its product is annotated as protein BUNDLE SHEATH DEFECTIVE 2, chloroplastic. The transcript has 4 exons. The record is from RefSeq and is a predicted model, not a curated record. NCBI's taxonomy places the organism in Eukaryota, Viridiplantae, Streptophyta, Magnoliopsida, Solanales, Solanaceae. The coding region runs from base 121 to 483 and encodes 120 amino acids.
GGUGUAAAGACGUUAUCCAUUUCCACACAACUUUUGAUACUUUGGUGUGUGGGAACCCCAUUUUAAGAAGCACAAAAAUCAAAUUAAAAACUGUCUCAGUCCCUUUUCAACAAAGGUAAAAUGGUUGAGCUUUCCACUUCUUGUUGCUUUGCUAACCCUUCAAUUACUCCAACAAUUCCCCUAAUUUCACAAUUUAGUACCAUAAAUUAUAACAAGGGAAAAACUUCACUAAGAGGCGAAAGAUUUAUUACUUCUGCUGCAAAAUCUGGAGGUUUUUCACUUAAAUCGAUUGUGAAUAGGUGCGAAGGAUGCGGAGGUCAAGGUGCAAUAGAGUGUCCCGGAUGUAAGGGGACUGGAAAGAAUAAGAAGAAUGGGAACAUCUUUGAAAGAUGGAAGUGUUUUGAUUGCCAAGGAUUUGGCAUGAAGAGUUGUCCAGUCUGUGGAAAAGGAGGACUUACCCCGGAACAACGUGGGGAACGAUAAUAGAUGCGGAUUCAAUUCUCAUCAAUCCUCUCUUUUCCAAUACCCCAAUGUAAUGAGAGAAAAAAAUACACUCUUCCCAGUCCUUCAAGUGUCACACAUAUACAGUGUCAUACCAAUAGUGGGCGGAGAUACAGUGAUAGAAGAAUGGUCAAUUGAACACCCUUCAUUAAAAAAUUAUACCGUCUAUAUAAAUUAAAUAUUAUGUAAUAUCUAUAUAUGUUAUAUUCUGAA